Molecule: messenger RNA, 710 nt
Organism: Procambarus clarkii (red swamp crayfish)
Lineage: Eukaryota; Metazoa; Arthropoda; Malacostraca; Decapoda; Cambaridae
Source: RefSeq, a predicted model, not a curated record
CUACCAGACUCUAAUAGACAGUUUAAUAGGUCAGUGUAUGAUAGCUUUAGGGAACCUCCAGGGCUCACCCAGAAAUUGCUGUUUCAUUACCCUCAACACUGGUUUUUUACCUUUCAGAAUACUCAUGACGAAGCUCACACUGGGUCAUGGCAGCGGUGUCUAGAGUGCAGUGUGCAACUCCUGAAGCAGGCUUGUGACACACUCUCCAGUCUUACUCAAGCGAAGCUCAAAGCUCAAGUUUUUGCAACUAGUCAAAUGCAAGAGUAUUUAGCCAAUUUACAAGAAGUUUGGCAUGUUUGUAAACGUAUCUCGGCAUCUAGUCAGCAAGUAACUACCAGUGCCAAAGUAGACGAGUUACUAAGUGAAGCCAAGGCUCUGUGGGACGAGAUAUCAACUUCAACAGACAACAACAUUACUAAGGUUGAUGAAUCUCAGGAAGGAGAUAACCAGAUGGGUGAGAAUGAGGUGUGUGGGGUUUGCCUUGCAGGAGGGGGCAGCAAACUCACAUAUGGGGGGCACUCCUAUCACCCUUCAUGUGCCAACCUCUGGCUCAACUGUGUAGACCUCCUCUUGCCGUCUUUAACUCCUGUCACUUUGCUUUGAUUAUAAAAACGAUUAAUAGGUUACAAGAAACGCCCAGUUACAAGACUGUUACGAUUACUGUUACAUUACAAGAAACUGCCCGAAACGCUUUGCGUAAUAGUGGCUUU